CGGGCGCGCUCACACACGCGCUCACACACACACAUACACACGGCCUCGUACACACUUACAUUCGCUCCGGCGCGCACACGCGGCGCGCAGGCCGGAGGGAGGAGGCUCAGCGCGGCUCGGCAGCGGCGGCAGCGUGCUCCGCGGGCGGGCGGGAGGGCUGGCGGGCGGCCCCCGCUCCCCGGCUCCGCGGCUCGGUGCAGCCCGCGCGGCCCCCGCCCUCGGACCCGCCCCCGGGGGUCGCCCGGCCCCAUGCCCUGCAGCGGCGGCGGAGCAGCGCUCGGCCGCGGGCGGCUCUGAGGAGCCCGGAGGGAGCCGGCGACGAGGGGACCAUGUACCGGGACCCGGAGGCGGCCAGCCCAGGGGCGCCCACCCGCGAUGUCCUGCUGGUCUCUGCCAUCAUCACCGUCAGCCUUAGCGUCACUGUCGUCCUCUGCGGCCUCUGCCACUGGUGUCAGCGCAAACUGGGCAAACGCUACAAGAACUCCCUGGAGACGGUGGGCACGCCGGACUCAGGGCGUGGGCGCAGUGAGAAGAAGGCCAUCAACGAUCUAGACAGAGACUUUUGGAAUAACAAUGAAAGCACAGUGCAGCAGAAAUGGAGUUCCUACCCUCCCAAGGAGUUUAUUCUAAACAUUUCACCCUACGCCCCUUAUGGCGACCCACGACUGUCCCUCAAUGGCACCCUCCUGUCGGGCGCCAAAGUGGCCGCCGUGGCGGGGCUGGCGGUGGAGCGGGAAGGCCGGCUGGGGGAGAAGCCGGCGCCGGUGCCACCACCCGGAGAGGACACCUUGAGAAGCGGCGGGGCUGCCCCCAGCGAGCCGGGCAGCGGUGGCAAGGCGGGGAGAGGCCGCUGGCGGACGGUGCAGAGCCACCUGGCCGCAGGGAAGCUCAACUUGUCCAAUUUCGAGGACUCCACCCUGUCCACGGCCACUACCCUUGAGUCUAUCCCCAGCUCCGCGGGAGAGCCGAGAUGCCAGCGACCCCACACCCUGAUGCGGCAGCAGAGCCUGCAGCAGCCCCUGAGCCAGCACCAGCGGGGCCGGCAGCCCAGCCAGCCCACCACCAGCCAGAGCCUGGGCCAGCUGCAGGCCCACGCGGCCUCGGCACCGGGCUCCAACCCCCGGGCCUAUGGCCGGGGCCAGGCUCGGCAGGGCACCUCGGCCGGCUCCAAGUACCGGGCGGCCGGGGGCCGCAGCCGCUCCAACCCAGGCAGCUGGGACCACGUGGUGGGGCAGAUUCGAAACCGAGGCUUGGACAUGAAAUCCUUCCUGGAAGGCCGGAUGGUGGUGCUAUCCUUGGUCUUAGGGCUUUCGGAACAGGAUGACUUUGCCAAUAUCCCUGACCUGCAAAACCCAGGAACCCAGCAGAACCAGAACGCUCAGGGGGACAAGAGGUUGCCGGCAGGAGGGAAGGCGGUGAACACAACCCCAGUGCCAGGACAGACGCCCCACGACGAGUCUGACCGCCGGACCGAGCCCCGCUCCUCCGUCUCGGACCUCGUCAACUCCCUCACCAGCGAGAUGCUCAUGCUGUCCCCGGGCUCGGAGGAGGACGAGGCCCACGAGGGCUGCAGCCGAGAGAACCUGGGCCGCAUCCAGUUCAGCGUCGGCUACAACUUCCAGGAGUCCACGCUCACCGUGAAGAUCAUGAAGGCCCAGGAGCUGCCGGCCAAGGACUUCAGCGGCACCAGCGACCCCUUUGUCAAGAUCUACCUGCUGCCAGACAAGAAGCACAAGCUGGAGACCAAGGUGAAGCGGAAGAACCUGAACCCCCACUGGAACGAGACCUUCCUCUUUGAAGGUUUUCCCUAUGAGAAGGUGGUACAGAGGGUCCUCUACCUCCAAGUCCUGGACUACGACCGUUUCAGCCGCAAUGACCCCAUCGGGGAGGUGUCCAUCCCCCUCAACAAGGUGGACCUGACCCAGAUGCAGACCUUCUGGAAGGAUCUGAAGCCAUGCAGCGAUGGGAGUGGGAGCCGAGGGGAGCUGCUCCUGUCCCUCUGCUACAACCCCUCUGCCAACUCCAUCAUCGUGAACAUCAUCAAAGCCCGGAACCUCAAAGCCAUGGACAUCGGGGGCACCUCAGACCCCUACGUGAAGGUGUGGCUGAUGUACAAGGACAAGCGGGUGGAGAAGAAGAAGACGGUGACAAUGAAGAGGAACCUGAACCCCAUCUUCAACGAGUCCUUUGCCUUCGACAUCCCCACGGAGAAGCUGAGGGAGACCACCAUCGUCAUCACCGUCAUGGACAAGGACAAGCUCAGCCGCAACGACGUCAUAGGCAAGAUCUACCUGUCCUGGAAGAGCGGGCCAGGGGAGGUGAAACACUGGAAGGACAUGAUUGCCCGACCCCGCCAGCCUGUGGCCCAGUGGCACCAGCUAAAGGCCUGAGUGGGGCCGAGGGAGGCCCAGGGGGCCGAGGCCCAGGUCCCCAUCAUGGCCUCACCACUUUAUGCACAAUGCCAGGCCUGCCCCUCUGCCGCCACGGGUGAGGGGAGGGCCCUGAGGGCUCAGCCAGGGAGGGGUCCCAGGACUCAGCUGGGCCCCAUUCUAGGAAGUACCAGCCCCACCCGCAUCGGUCCAGCUCAGGGUGGGGCUCUGGGAGCCAUUUUCCUGCUUUGCCCCUUUCCUUCCUGACUUGCUGAUACUAAAGAAGUGGGGGAGAGCUCGAAAGCCAGCCGGGCAGACGGGCAGAUCCCUCCAGAGGCCCGCCAGGUGGGCAUGGCCCCCCGUUUUCUUUAAGGCAGUGCCUGGAGUGGAGAGAAGCCGCCCCUUCUGCAGCCGUGGUUGUGGGCCCGAGCGGGGAGACCGGGGCGUUUGGCCCUGGCCUAGCCGAGACAGGCCGUCCAGGGCAGUUUCAGGUGCCGCCUGGGCCCUGAAUGCUGAGGACAGUACAUAGCCCGCUCCCGGGUCCUGGAGCCCGGGCCCUGUGCACUUGUGUUGUGUCCACUGUGUGUGUGUGUCUGUGUGUGUGUGUGAGAGAGAGAGGGGGCACUUGCUCCCUGUCCCCCUGGGGCCAGCAGUGCUAUGGACUGUGGGAAAGCAAGGCUUCGUGAAGGCAGGGUGGGGCUGGAGGCCUGGAGAGGUCCAGGCUGGGGUCAGGGCCAGUAGAGGUGGGACGAGGGACAGGGCCAUCCCCCUGUCCUCGCCCUGCCCCUCAGGGCCCCCCUCUGCUCAGAGUCCCCCAGGAGCUCCUCCCCCAGUGACUUCAUCUCUUGGACAUGUGCUGACAACUCCGAGGCACCUCUGUGUGCACAGCUUUCACAGGACGCACCUGCUCCCCUCCUGCUCAGGGGUCCCCAGCCCCCACUAGCUCUUCCCUGACUCCCCCUCCUUCCAGAUCUCGGGUUCCAGCCGAGUUGGCACUAUGCUCCAUGCUCUCCAGCUUCCCGGCCCUUCCUCCCCUCUCUCCGCCUGUGCAGACCCCGCCCCAUUCCUCACUCCCCACCCCUCACCCCACUGGUAGGCAGACACCUUCCCUUUCCUUCCCUCUCCUCUGCGUGGUUUCUGAUCUUCCAUCACCUGUCUUCUCACUCUCCCCACCCCUCCCUGGGCCUCCAGAACAGCUCCUUCUGCCCCUCCCACCACCGGGCAGGCAGAGAAAGCAGGGACCAUUCUAGGAACUCUGAGGUGGCCCCACACAAAGAAGCUGUGGUUUCUCCUCCCCAGCUACUGCUGAGACUAGAACUGGCUUCUCCUUGGAGACAGCAGACUUCAGGAUGAUCCCUGCUUAAGUCCUGUCAUCCCUACACUGGGCCUGGUACUGAUACAAGACCCAGCUGGUGACAAGUCUCAAAUCCAGGGGUUCCACGUGCCUGGGCCGAACAUUCCCAGAACACACCGCCAGGUGGCGCGAGAACACCACAUCUGUGGUCGCGCUUUUGCACCACAUUCUACCCGGAAUGGGCCUGCCACCCCGAGGGGAGCCCGCACAGGGUCCCCACAUCCAGAGCACAGCGAAAGCAUAGUCGUUCGGGAACCAGUUUCCUUUAGCGGGCUUUCCCUUGAGCCUUCCUUCUAUGCCAUUGUCAGGUCACCUUUUGCCCAUAUUAAAAUGCUCUUCAGUUGAAUUUCGCACCGCGGUCCCCCCCGCCCCACCCGUCUGCCUGCCCCCCACCUGUCCCUGGGAUCUGGAGGAAUAUCAUCCGUAGUAGGUGAACCGUUCUGUAGAGUGAAGAAUGCUAAUUAUGUAAAGCAAAUAGUCACCCACAUUCUUUGUAAACCCAAAUGUUUCUAUAGCGUAGCUUUGCUUUAAAUGGGGUGGCCUGGGGAGCGGUCCCCAGGGGACCCCGGAGGCCUUGUGGAAGUAGGAAGGCAGAAGUCUUGAGAGGCCGAGGGAACUCGCAAGUCUCCAUCCCUCCCUCGGAUCCGCUUGGGUUUCCGAUGCAACGCCCCCACGACCGGCGGGAGGCGGCGAGUCCACGAGCCCCACCCCAGGCCCCCUGGCCUGCCUGCGAGCCCUCGGGACCCAGUUCCCACCGAGGCGGUGAAGCUGCUGCAUCCCCCUCCGAGCCCCGCCCACGGAACUCUUAGCCAAUCACAUGCAGGGAGCCUCCCGCAGAGUCUGCCUGGUCAGACCCCCUCCUGGCACGCAGAUGCCCCGCCUGGAUUCCCCAGCACACCGGCGCCGCAGGAGCUCGCUCCUGGAUGCAGGCGGGGGGCUGCAGGUGGUGGUCUGAGGGCCAGGUGGGCUGGCACGAGAGGCCGCAGGUGAUCUGGCGUGGGGACGGGACAGUCUAGGGCGAUCAGCGAGCAAGGAAUGGGGGAACUUGAGGGCGGGGGAGGGCUCCGGAGCCCUGCCACCGUCCCAGGAUCUUGGGCAAGUCACCCACACUCCCUGGGCCUCAGUUUCCCUUUCUGUAAAAUGAUGGUAAUAAUACUUCACCUACCUCAUAGGGGAGGUUGUGAGGCCAUCACCUGACCUGGGGGUCCAAGCAGGAGGACUCUGAAGGUGCUACCCGGGAGCAAAGUAUUAUUGCCGCAGCCUGAGAGCAAGGCCCACCUGCCCUUCCCCCAGAGAGCCUCCAGGGACAGCGAGGCCACCAGGGCCAUCUGUCUCUUCACUGUGUUCCAGCCCCCCCAUGAGUGUCAUCUACCACUUUUGUGGGCACCCUCGACUUAGUUGUUACUUUGUUCCGGUAUCCUUUCUUGUGACCAUCUCUUCUGCAUAAUUGCUGUACAAAUUCCACCUGCCCCAGGACCUGCCUUCAGGCACCAGAGGCCAGGAAAGGGACAAAGGAAAACAGCCACAAAAAUAGCCACGGGGGAUGCCCAGCCCAGCUGGGGCCCCAGGGGUGGGGAUUGGUGGCCCUGUUUGUAUUGUGUUUGAGUCCUUGAGCGCAAGUGUUUUAUAAAAAAUAAAACAAAAACCCAGUACCACAAAAAAAUUUUGCAGCAAAGAGAAAUGAAGAAAAAACUGGAGAAGAAAAAAAAAAAAAAAAAAAAAAAGGAAAAAAAUACAAAAAUUUUCCACCACAUGCACCCUCUAAGCCAGCAAGAUUUCCUCUUUGCAAAAUCAUAUUUUUGUGGGAACCGGCCCUGCUUUUUGUGGCAAGGCCUGUUCUGAUUAAUAAAGGAUCGUGAAAAAGCAGGGCCUUGGCUCUUUCCUCUGUGGGUCCCAGCCCGCUCCCUCACCAGGGAGAAGCAGCUGGGUGAGGGGAUGGGGAGCCUGGGGCUGAGUCUCCCCUCACUCAGCUCAUCACUUCUGGGACUUCACUGGUGACCUGGCCCUUUCUGAGCUUCCGGCCCAUCCUCAGAUCCAGGCUAUGAUCCCACCUGCUGCCUAGAAAGCAGGGGCAGCUCCCUCCCAUCUCAGGUGGGAGGCUUAUUGGGAGUGGAGUCUCCUGGAGGCCUUAGGGGGCCCCUUGGAUCUCCACCCCACUGGACAUCCCUUCCCUUGGUUCCCAGGGGAUGCUUGCUACCCUCCAAGGUAGGUUAGAAAACCAAAGGAGGACCCUUCACCUUCCACUACCACCUAAGGAGCUGCUGUGGUUUUGGGCCAGUAUCCCCUUCCUGGUUCCUGUGGGGUAAAGGACAGGAGAGCUCUGGGUCUGUUGGCUAGACCUGUGGCUUCUCUCCACCAUUUUCUCUAGUUUAAUUUUUUAGGAUUAGAAAAAUCUCUCCAACCCAAAAGCCCAUGGCAAGUCCCAGCCUAGGAGCCUGGGAAGCUAGGUCCCAUCUGGCUCCAGCCUGUGUGGCCUUGUACGCUUCCUCCCUCUGCCCUUAGAGUCCUCUGUCCACAAAGAAGCAAUAACCCCGCCUCCCCACGCCGCCCAGGGGCAGCAGGCCCGCUAGAUCUCAGGGCACUUCAGGAGGGAGGCGUUACAUCUGUUUCAGACAUAGGACAAAAGGAAUGCUGGCAUCUUUGGUCACCUGCCCACCUGCUAGCCCCCACCCUACUCCGGGGCGAAGGGGGCCACACAUUUCCUGCUCCCCAGCACCUGGGUCUGGCAGCUGUCUCCUUGAGUUGCACUAAGGUACCCUCACCAACAAAGCUGCCCAUCUUCUCCCUUUCUGCCCCCUCAAUUUCCUAGGCCCUCGUUUUAAUGUUCAUUUUUAAAGGUGGUUGUGGGCUGGGGGUGCAGCUCAGGUGUAGAGAGAUUGCCUAGCACCAGAGGCCUUGUGUUCCACCUCCAGCACCACAAAAAAAAAAAAAAAAAGAAGAAGAAAGAAAGGAAAGUGGUUUCUCCUUUUGGCUUCAGAUCUCUGUUUCUGGAGGGAGCCCUGGGGUCAGGUAAGUAGCCUCGGGGGCACUCCCUUGGAGGAAGGAGCCUCUGUUGAGGCGCUCUGAAAACAGCCAAUGGCAGAGUCGGCUCAGCCCCAGCCACGGCUCAGGGCCUCUUCCCUGGACUGUCUGUCCUCGCCUUCCACUUCUUUGGUACAUGUACAAGCACCGCCUUCACUUCAUCGGAUCCGUCUUCGUCCAUGCUGCCCUGAGCUAGCUGCCCGCCCCUCUCUGUACCUGGAACCGCUGCUCUCCAGUGUUUUCUUUCUCCUGCAAGUCCCUCCUUGUCCACCGCUGCUUCUGGGAAGGCCAUGUCCUACACACCUCUCCCUCCCCAACAAAGACAGCCAGAAGGACCGCAGCCCGUGGCUCCCCUGAACGUGUUUCUCGUGAAGACACUGCACUCCCCCUGUCUCUGUCCCUGCAUGUGUGUGUGCAUGUAUGUGCACAUGUGUGUAUGUGUGUGUGUGUUGUGUCUUGUUUAGAUUGUGCGCCCCCCUGGGCAAGAUCCCUGUCUGAACACAUGUUCUAUGUAGCACGCCUGGGUGUGCUAAUAAAUGUCCAUC
Molecule: messenger RNA, 7289 nt
Organism: Sciurus carolinensis (gray squirrel)
Lineage: Eukaryota; Metazoa; Chordata; Mammalia; Rodentia; Sciuridae
Gene: Syt7
Product: synaptotagmin 7
Exons: 13
Coding region: 330-2390 (686 amino acids)
Biological process (GO): vesicle fusion; regulation of dopamine secretion; calcium-ion regulated exocytosis
Cellular component (GO): synaptic vesicle; synapse; axon
Molecular function (GO): calcium-dependent phospholipid binding; calcium ion binding; phosphatidylserine binding
Source: RefSeq, a predicted model, not a curated record